Schistosoma intercalatum is the source of this 723-nucleotide messenger RNA. Lineage: Eukaryota; Metazoa; Platyhelminthes; Trematoda; Strigeidida; Schistosomatidae. The record is from the annotation of a GenBank genome assembly.
AUCAAAUUGAGUAAUAUUAUUCAUACAUUAACUUGGAUUUCUUAAUAGAAAGAAAUAAUACAAUCCAUAUUUCAUAUAUCUUAUUAUUAUUAUGGAUCAAACAAGUAAAAAAAGAAGAAUAUGUCUUCCAGUAGAUGGAAGUGAUCAUUCUAAACGUGCAAUUGAAUGGUUUAUUAAAGAAGUUUAUCGACCUGGUGAUGAAGUACUAUUUGUACAUUGUUUAGAAUUACCAUAUUUACCAACAAUUAGUUUAACAUCUGGUUUAAAAGUACCUAUUGAUGAUUGGACUAAAGCACUACAAGAAAAUAUCGCUCAAACAACUAAAUUGAAUAAUGAGUAUGGUUAUAUAUGCGAAUGCAGUAAGAUACCAUAUGACUUUAUAAUAAAAAAUGGAAUAGCUCCAGGUGUUGGAAUAGUUCAAACUGUAGAAGAUCAUCAUGUUGACUUAAUUGUUAUGGGUAAUCGUGGACUAAGUAGACUCAAACGUACACUACUUGGUAGUGUAAGUAGUUAUGUAGUACACAAUGCGUAUGUACCAUGUAUCAUAGUGCCACCAGUUUGAAGAAAAGAACAAUCAAUAUUUAUACAUAUAUGAAAUAUCUAUGAAGCUUUUUUUGAAAUCAUAUUUUUUAUACACACUGGAUUACUCUUCUUUCUUGACAUUUAUUCAUUGUGUAAUACGUUAUUAGUGUCAUUUUAGAAAAGAAACUUGUGUAUUCAUUA